This is a messenger RNA of Nothoprocta perdicaria, 4193 nucleotides long. RefSeq names its product cysteine rich secretory protein LCCL domain containing 2 (gene CRISPLD2). The record is from RefSeq and is a predicted model, not a curated record. Gene Ontology annotation, cellular component: extracellular region. Bases 168 to 1679 code for a protein of 503 amino acids. NCBI's taxonomy places the organism in Eukaryota, Metazoa, Chordata, Aves, Tinamiformes, Tinamidae. The transcript is spliced from 15 exons.
UUUGGGUCUAUAACUCACUUUUCUGCAAGCAGGCUGGGAGCAGCUGCAGCUUCCGCASCACCUCACCGUGCUCAGCAAGACCUGCACUGAGCUAGACGUCCCUGGGAGGAAACUGAAAAACACAUCCAUCAGCUUGACCUCCAUUCCUGCCAGCUUCUGUUCCAGCCAUGAAUCCUGCCCGGCCUUGGAUCUUUCCUCUUGGAUGCCUACUGCUUCUGACAAAGGCAGCCGAAUGCUUUAUUUUGCCCAAUUCGAGUCACCUGGAGAGCAUUUUGAGUAAAUAUCAGGAUGAGGAGCCUCAUGCCAGAUCCAAGAGAGCCAUUUUGUUUUCAGACAGACAGGAGAUAUUGAUGCUCCACAAUAAAUUAAGAGGUCAAGUUUAUCCAUCGGCCUCCAAUAUGGAAUAUAUGACCUGGGAUGAUGAGCUGGAAAGAUCAGCCCAUGCUUGGGCUCAGCAGUGCAUCUGGGAUCACGGGCCUAGUGUCCUCAUCAGGUCAAUUGGACAGAACCUGGCUGUUCACUGGGGCAGGUACCGCUCUCCCGCCUUCCACGUGCAGUCCUGGUACGACGAGGUGAAGGACUACACGUACCCGUACCCCCACGAAUGCAACCCCUGGUGCCCGGAGAAGUGCACGGGAUCCAUGUGCACCCACUACACCCAGAUAGUCUGGGCCACRACUAACAGGAUCGGCUGCGCCGUGCACGUCUGCAAGCAAAUGAACGUCUGGGGAGAGGUGUGGGAGAACGCCGUCUACCUGGUCUGCAACUACUCACCCAAGGGCAACUGGAUCGGGGAAGCCCCGUACAAGAGCGGCCGCCCCUGCUCCGAGUGCCCGCCRAGCUACGGGGGAGGCUGCCAGAACAACCUCUGCUACAAGGAUUAUCGCUAUGAGGAUACCCUAAUCCCCGAGAYGGAUGAGACCAAUGAAGUGGAGACCUCGCAGGUGGCAGAGCACAAGCCCGUGUGGUUCCCCAGCGUGGAGAACAAGCCCACCAAGACUAUCAAGACCAAGAAGGUGGCCGUGGACAGCUACAUGACACAAGUCAUUACCUGUGAAACCAAGAUGAGGGACAAAUGCAGAGGCUCAACAUGCAACAGGUAUCUGUGCCCAGCUGGCUGCCUGUACAGUAAGGGAAAGAUCUUUGGAACAUUUUAUUAUGAGAGUUCGUCGAGCAUUUGCCGCGCUGCCAUCCACUACGGCAUCCUGGACAACAAGGGCGGCCUGGUGGACAUCACGAGGAAGGGACGGACACCGGCGUUCGUCAAGUCCACCAGAAAUGGGGUAGAAUCCUUCCGGAAAAAUAAGCCUUCAAAUGCAUUCAUGGUUUCCAAAGUCACAACGCAGACGCUGGAUUGCUAUACCACGGUGGCCGAGCUGUGCCCGUUCAARAAGCCGGCGUCGCACUGCCCGAGGGUUUAUUGUCCAACCCACUGCAAAGAUGAGCCAUCGUACUGGGCACCGGUGUUUGGCACCAAUGUCUAYGCAGAUAGCUCCAGUAUCUGCAAAACAGCAGUGCAUGCGGGAGUCAUUCCAGAUGAAGAAGGUGGUUUUGUGGAUGUGAUGCCCGUAGAAAAGAAGAAAAUCUAUGUUGGCUCCUUAAGGAACGGAGUCCAGUCCGAAAGCUUGAAGAGCCCUUUGGAYGGAAACGCUUUCCGAAUUUUUGCUGUGAAGCAGUAAAUUCCCGGGAAAGGUGCAAGUUUCUCUGGGAGAGCGCUCCUUUGGUCUCAAGAGACAGGAAGGCUCCUCUGAUGGCAUCAGCUCUGAACGUACCCUCCUUGCUGAACUCUUUCAGGGAAUUAAACAAGGAAAAAAAAAAGAAAAAGAAAAAAAAAAAAAAGAAAAAAAUAGACAACAGGUUCUGACUCAGCUGUUCGCAUCUCACGGCACCAGUUCAGCGUUGUAUCUUCUCGUUUCGUGUUUUCAUUUUUUGUAGGGGCAUUCAGCAAUGACAGACUGUUGGGACUCCACUUCCCAGGAGAGGUGUGCUGCACAGAACCGGGGUGGCUCAAYGCACGGCCAGCGCGGUGGCCUCUGCCUCCCCUUGGAUGGCAUCUUAGAGAUGGAAGCGUCUACUUUUGCGUGCCCCAACAAGGGAAAGCGUUGACCUUGAGAACGUUUUGAGUUGKUUUUUUUGGCGUUUUGGGUGUCAAAGAAGGGCAAAGUGAGUGUUUUCCCAGCAGAGUGACACUGAGGGAGGCUGCUGGAGCGUUGCGUUGAGCUAAGUAGCGUGACGGGAGAGGACGUUUCUUCCAGCCUGACGCUGAGGUUGGCUGCAGGACGGAGCAGGGUGGGUGGGAGGUGGUGGCAGAGCCCCUCGCUGCAGAAAACGAGGCCACUGGAUAAUGCAAACAGCAGGUUUAGUGUUUGCUGGUCAAACAUUUGCAGGUACCUUGUAAGUCUCGUAACCUAUGCGAAGUCAAUGAAUUGGGGCUCCUGUGCUGGCACAUCUCAUAUUAUAUUACAUACCAUAUAAAAAAAUGAAAUUUCAGUUAAAUGCAGUGUAUUGUUUUAUACAGCAGUGCUGGUUGUUUUAUCUGUAGUAGUCAAGCAGUUAUAAAACUAGUCUUAUUUUUGUUAGGAAUGGUUGCAUCCUUAUGAAGCAUGUUCACUUUACCUUGGUGAAGUUCUUCGUUGUGUGUGCAKUUCUGAGACCUUGGAUAUAUGAAAUGAAUCGGGCUCGAUGAGACCCUCCCGUUUGGUUUGCAGAACCCGACUUGCAGUACGAAUGUUGCAUCCUGGCCCAGGGCAUCCAGGGUGCUGCAUUGGUAAAACACACAGGUGUGGUGAUGAUAAUAUUUAAUGUUUUGUUAUUUAUGUCUCAACAAGCAUCCAAAUGCAUUUCCAAGACUAUCUGAAUGAAAUUAAAGCGAGCCAAAAGUAUARCCUGGCAUAAGCUGCUCUUGAAAGCAAGAGAAUGUUCCUUAAUUUGUAUUUGAAAUGGGUUGUUAGGCUUGGUGUAACCAUGCACACACAUCCAGUAACUUCAUUAGGCAUGAGAAGGCAACGUAAACUUUAGUUCUUCAGUUCAUAUAAACCCAUAGUCCCUCUGCUCAGUAACUUGGUUAUAAUAUUGUAUAACAAAUGGGAAAAUAUUUCACUUUAUUUGGCACAUGCCUCAUAGCUGCUCUUAGGCUCAGGCUAUGUUCAAUUUAAACUAGGGAGACAGAAAGCCAUCUCGUCAGGCUGUUUCAAAACAGAGACCAAAAAUGUUUACAUAAUUAAACCCUUCUUUAAUUCCAYGAACACCAUGAAAUCAACAUGGAAAUUGCAUUUAUCGGUCAGUUUGUCUCACAGCUGAGGUUUUCUUUCUCUGUGGAAUCUGAGCUGGAAGGAGCCUUUUGUAAAGUACAAAGAUGGGACUGCUUUGCACUGUCUCUGAGUUCUGCACAGCRAACCUUCCUUUGUGACAGAUACAGAAAAAUGACUCGAUGUGUCGUCUUUGUUUAUAUGGUAUCGUCUUUCWAGGUGUACAGUAUUUGCUUUAGAUAGGGAAGAAUUAGUUAUUUUUCCUUACUAGGUAAAUUGGUAUUAAAAACAGCUGGAACAAAUCUUAGAAAAGCUGCUGGUUGGAAGGGUCUGAGGUGUUGGCAGUGAGAAAAGGCUUCCCUGUUUCUGCCUGYGGUGGUUAAUGAUGCUCUACGUGACCCAGUGCAAGCCCAGUAGAKGCUGCAUCAUGAAACCAAGGCCAUCAUGGGCUAAAUAUUAGCCACAGUACUGUGUAUUUCCUAUGACUUGGGAGGUGUCAUAGAUGCAAGCAGAUAUCCAGUGGAGUCCUUCCUACUGGCUUCAUGGGAUUUGAAAAGCACAUAAAGCACAAGAGAGCUUCAGUAGGAUGCCACCUCUAAUAUGCUGUCCGUGACAACCAUUGAUGUUGUAAAAGGGUGGAAGGAGAGGUGAGAGAGGAGAGGGUUCUUGGAGAGAAGUCUUGAAGGGUCAGCGUAGAACACCUAGAAUAAUCCAGCCAACGUGGGAUGCAUCUACCUGACAAAAAGAAGGGGGCGAGGGAAGAAUUUUUAUUCCAACAAAAAUUUUCUAAAAUGCCUAAUCGAAGUUUCAAUUGCAUAUUUUUAUCUUCAGCCAACUGGUUUGGAUUUUUAGAAACUGGUGUUAUUUAAGUCUGUAUCUGUUUAUUUUUAUAUUUGUUGUACAAAAGAGAAAUUGUGACUUUACUACACAUAUUAUUUGAGUUCC